Molecule: messenger RNA, 741 nt
Organism: Onychostruthus taczanowskii (white-rumped snowfinch)
Lineage: Eukaryota; Metazoa; Chordata; Aves; Passeriformes; Passeridae
Product: nephrin-like
Exons: 7
Biological process (GO): cell-cell adhesion
Cellular component (GO): cell-cell junction
Molecular function (GO): cell adhesion molecule binding
Source: RefSeq, a predicted model, not a curated record
GAGCCGGCCAAUGGCAGCGCGCUGCUGGGCGAGGGGGCGGAGCUCCGCUGCCGGGCCCGGGUGGGCGUGGCCGUGCAGUGGUCCAGGGGCGGGCUCAUGCUCGGGGCCACGCCCACCCGCGCCCACCCUCGCUACCGAUUGGCCGGAGACCCCGCCAGAGGUGAGCACCACCUGCGGAUCCGGCCGGUGACGCUGGAGGACGAUGACGUCUUCACCUGCCAGGCGGGGGAGGGGAACGGCACCCGCAGCUCGCGGCCCGCCCAGCUCAGCGUGCUGGUCCCUCCCAGUCCCCCCCAGCUGGAGCUGCUGGAGGGGGCGGAGCUACCGCUGGUGGGCGGGGCCGAGGUUCAGGUUCGCUGCCACGCCCACGAUGCUCGCCCCGCCCCCGAGCUGGAGCUGCGCCUGGGGGAGGAGCCCCUUCCCGACGUCUCCUCCCGGGUGUUCGAGGGAUCCCACCCCAAACUGAGCUCCAGCGAGGCCACGGCCAGGCUGACCCCCGGCCCCUCGGACCACGGGCGGCUCCUGCUCUGCUCGGCCUCCAACGCGGCCGGAGCGGCUGCGGCCACGGCCGGACUGCGGCUGGACAUCGCCGUCCCUCCCAGUGCUCCCAGUAUCGAGGGGCUGCCCGCACUGGUCCGGGCGGGGGAGGAGCUGCGGCUGCUCUGCGUCACCAGAGGGGGGCGCCCUGCGCCCAGCCUGCACUGGGACAAGACCAGUAUAAACCAGUACGGGCAGGUAUAA